UUCGGGUCCGAAUUGCCACUUUCACCGGAACCCACCCAUGCACACCAGAUACUAUUCCACCUUGAUCCGAUUCCGUCUCCCCCUUCCCGCGUCCCGGUAUCCCAACUGCUUUACGAGGGUCCGAGGGUCUCCUAGAUCGAAGAGGUAGCAGACUGGUCGGUCCUAGUCGGUCCACAUCCUAGCUGCGACCAACAGCCACAACAUCUUUGACUGCCCUGAGAUUUUUCGACAAUCAUUCGCGCCUGUCUUCACAACUCUUCUUGCGCCCGGUCCGCCCUUCUAGCCGACUCUGCCUGCCACUUCCGACUGCCUACCUCCUGUCGCUUAGUGACAACCGCCGGCGCCGUUAUCACCUCGCCCAGCGAUCCAUCCGAGUCAUCGCAUUACACGGCGGCGCAUGCACCUUGAUCGACGCGCAGUGCCCGCUUGCGAACCGCGAACCUGAAUGCGACGAAGCCUGCCCGGUCCCGACCGAUCCUUUCUCAACGUCAUUCGCCUGCUCCCACGUCUCGACGGCUUCAACUACACAACAUCACGUCCUUGGUCUAUACGGUGGGAAAAGCCAUACUUCUCCUGCCGGUCAAUUUCGACUCUUUACUCCUCGACACGGAUGCUUUACAAUGUUUGAACCGCGACCAGCUUGCGUCUUCGACACGAAACACAUCGACCAUCGCAGCUGUUUUGUUGCGGCAUCGGUAAAGAGGAGGUGGUGCCGCUCGCCCUAAAAGAAAACCCCCAAAAGAAAAAAAAAAAGAAAAAAAAAAAAACCACAUGAGUUAUCUCUCCAGUUUGCACCGGUUCUUCCCAAUCCUUUCUUGACCUCGGGCACCCUUGGUCAGCAGACACCCAGAGAGAUGGAUUCUCUACACAUCACCGAGUUUGGUUCGGAGCGAUAUCUGGACAAGAUUAAUCGGCCGCAGACAAGCAUUACGCCACCACCUUCCACUGCCGCGCCGUCCUCACAGUUCCUUCUUCCUUUCAGAGGUGCCUGCCCUCCCGAAGCCGAAGAUGCAACAAUCAGGGCUAGCGAGCUGAAGCGUACCGAGAAGAAAGGCUUUCUCAGUUUUCGAAAGUUUCAUGCCAAGGCGACAUCGAGCUCUAACUCGUUGGAUCAAGGCGAACGUCGCUUCUUGGCCACAGAGCAGUUGCCCCGGCAGAGCACCUCAUUCGAUCGACAAUUCCACUUUUUGCCUACCGAGCUGCAAGUCGAGAUCAUUGCCUCACUCCCACUCUCUGACAUUCUCAACUUACGACUGGCAUCGCGGUCGCUACAUGCUUUGAUAUCGCUCAAUGAAGCCCCCAUCGCACGCCAUCAUCUCGAUAACCAUGUUCCAGCUUAUGCCAAACGACUAUACCCGCCCCCUGCACCAUCGGCCCUGAAUCUUCACUAUCUUUGCGGAAUAUGGCACAGGCUUCAUGUGGCUGCUAAGCUAUCUUAUUUGAUGUGUGAGUGGAUAUCGCGGGAGCUCUUCCUUCGAAACACUGAAGAAAAGAAAAAGGCAUUUGCGCCUCAAAGGGAACGGAUGCGAAGACGCCUGAUCCCCCUGCUAUUCACCAUCUUUCAUUUUUUCGAGAUCUAUCGAGAGCACCACCUAAAAUAUCUCGCCGAAAAUGACGGCAGGGGCCUUCUCCGAGAACCCUACACGAUUAACCCUAUAGAGGCCCAAAUUAUGAGUUUGUAUGAUGACAAGACCUUGCUUCGAGUACAUGAGGUAUUUCCUUUGGUUAUAUCCUCCUUCUGCCGGCGCCUUCGUCCGCCGUCGUAUGUCGGCCUAGUUGAAAGGUCGAUCAGGGGUUAUUUGAGGGACAAGCCGCCGGAUGAGGUGCAUGUUGCAAUCCUGUGCAUUGGGGGCCUCAGAGAGGUGGAAAGGAUAUGGGAGGUGAAAGGAUACAAUACAAGACGGGCGGCCGUGGAUAACUGGUAUACCUCCAUCACACGCGACACGGCCGAGCAAGAACCCAAGAAGAAACGGGGCAUGCUGGGGUUGAAACGCAAGAAGUCCUCCUUCGGUAUGGGAAAGAAUUCGUUAGGAGACGCGGUGGUGGCCAAUGCUCGGGUUUUCGGAGAAGCCAGUUUGGCGGCCAGAGAUCCGAUGAGCGAUCUCGUUUUCAACACUAGCCUAUCCACUGGCAGGCCUAUGGGGCCACUGGCCAGGGACCAGCUGAAGCUAUUGCUUUCUGACCUCCCAAUACUGCAAAAAAUCUUUCUGGAAACCGCCGAGGCCCUGAUCCUGGAACGGAAGAUAGUUGAACGUGCUUCUGAUAUUAAGCGCAACGCUCAAAUAUUCACCGAUCUGAUCUGCGAAGACAGGCUUGAAGAGGAAGACCAGUGGUGGUAUGGCACUGUUGCCCCCGAGUCUGUACGACCCAAUCUUGAGGCCAUCGAGGAGGAUGUCCUAGAAUGAGUAAGCUUAAUAGUCCAUUUACUUGUCCUGUCUCCGGUGCCCAACUACUGCAGCAGAAACAUGAAGGGUGUAUACUUCACAUACCACAGUAUUGGUCUUUUGUUUCCUCAUCCACACAGCCACAGUCCAGCGCAUACUGAGACGGCUUCACUAAGCGGAUGCCCAUGGCGUUUUUGAUCAAAUCUUUCUUAUUUGCACUUUGUACCAGGGUAUUCAUAUCAAAAGCAUUUGAAGGCGUUGCGUGUCUUUUUUUUUUUUUUUUUUUUUUUCCCAAUGGUAUCCGUAUCUCUUUGCUUUGUCUUCCUUUCAAAUUCCACAUGUAGCUUAGUUUACAACCGGUGUCUUUGAAUGCUAUACUAGAGCGAGACACUAAGAGGGCCACUUGUCAAAUUCCAUGUCGAACUUGAUGCGGCUUGAUCGGCUCAGAGUUCCUCAUACUUUCCUGGCGUUACAUUUCUUGUCGCAAAGCAUAUUAUUUAUAGCACGGGAUCAUAAUAAACAUAACA
Neurospora crassa OR74A is the source of this 2911-nucleotide messenger RNA. Its product is annotated as Frp1. NCBI's taxonomy places the organism in Eukaryota, Fungi, Ascomycota, Sordariomycetes, Sordariales, Sordariaceae. Gene Ontology annotation, molecular function: protein binding. Bases 855 to 2405 code for a protein of 516 amino acids. The record is from RefSeq and is a predicted model, not a curated record. The transcript has 2 exons.